This is a messenger RNA of Lagopus muta (rock ptarmigan), 2530 nucleotides long. RefSeq names its product zinc finger protein 566-like. Gene Ontology annotation, cellular component: membrane. Gene Ontology annotation, biological process: G protein-coupled receptor signaling pathway; regulation of DNA-templated transcription. Gene Ontology annotation, molecular function: olfactory receptor activity. The transcript has 8 exons. NCBI's taxonomy places the organism in Eukaryota, Metazoa, Chordata, Aves, Galliformes, Phasianidae. The coding region runs from base 1 to 1944 and encodes 647 amino acids. The record is from RefSeq and is a predicted model, not a curated record.
AUGGGUUUCUCCAUGUCUCAGCACAAGAUGCUGAGCAGCUCCUCCACCUGUGCCAAGUUGGGGAUGCUGCCAUUAAAGCGAAGAGAGCUGAGAGUGGAGGGGAUGAAGUGCAGGGAGGUGUUGUGCAGCAACAGGGAUGGUCGAGGUGGUGCUGAGUUCUGGUCCAUGGAGAAAGAAAAGAUGAAUGCUGGGUAUGUACUGGAAGGAGCGGUGCUUGAGAGCAGCCCUGCAGAGAAGGACCUGGGGGCCCUGAUGGAUGAGAAGCUUAACAUGAGCCAGCAGUGUGCUCUUACAGCUCUGAAAGCAAAUAGGAUCCUGGGCUACAUGAGAAGAGGGAGCUGGGCUGAGAGAGAGCAGUUGGACAGUGGCCCUCUGCACAGCCUGGGUUCUUCUCUGGAGCAACCUGUGGGUGCAGCCAUCCACCAGCUGAGCAAGGGGCAGCAUGGGGCAGACACGCGGCAGCUGCAGUUCCUGCACUUCUGGCUCUUGCUGGGCAUCUGCCUGGCCGCCCUCCUGGGCAACGGCCUCAUCAGCACAGCUGCAGCCUGCAACCACCGCCUGCACACCCCCAUGUACUUCUUCCUCCUCAACCUCGCCCUCCUCGACCUUGGCUGCAUCUCCACCACUGUCCCCAAAGCCAUGGCCAAUGUCCUCUGGGACACCAGGGCCAUUUCCUAUGCAGAAUGCACUGCACAGGAGCCCGUGAGCUUUGCGGAGGUGGCCGUGUAUUUCAGCAGGGAGGAGUGGGCGCUGCUGGACCCUGCGCAGCGAGCGCUGUACCGGGACGUGAUGCUGGAGACGUACCAGUGUGUGGCCUCACUGGCUCCACCUCGAGCCUCCAAACCCAUGGUAAUCUCCCUGCUUGAAAGAGGGGAAGAGCCCUGGAUCCCAGAUGUGCAUAGCCCUGAGGCCGUGCCAGGAGUCCUCAGCCCAGGAACUGGCAUUGCAGACAUACUGGAGGACCUGCAGGAAAGUGGUGUGGCCGAAAGGCGGUGGGGUGGUGUCUGUGUGGAAGAAAUCAGAAGGGAUGUCCAAGGAGGCCUGGAGCAAGGUCAGGGUGAGCACAUCAUGGAGCCACUGGGAAAGUGUAUGUUAAAGACAGGGAGGAGCCCGUUGGACUUCAACGUAGGUCAAAAUGAGCCUGAAGAACCCAGGAGCAAGGAUGUGUGCCAGCAGAAAAAGCAGAAUCCAUGCACUGAGUGUGGAAAUAGCUUUGAAAAAUAUUCCGCCGUUGUUAACCACCAGUGCAUACACUCAACAGAGAGCCUAUACAAGUGUUCUUAUUGUGGGAAGAGCUUCAAAAAGAAAUCCCAACUCACAUACCACCAACGCAUCCACACAGGAGAGAGACCCUACAAGUGCUCUGAGUGCGGGAAGUCAGUAAAAACCCAUUCCCACCUCACGUACCACCACCGCUUGCACACAGGAGAGAGACCCUUUAAGUGCUCUGAAUGUGGGAGGAGCUUCAAAAGUAGUUCUGAAUUGAAGCUGCACCAGCGUAUACACAAAGGGGAGAGACCCUACAAGUGCUCUGAGUGUGUGAAGAGCUUCAAAAGUAGUUCUGAAUUUAAGCGCCACCAGCGCAUCCACACAGAUGAGAGACCAUAUAGGUGUCCUGAGUGUGCAAAAAGCUUCAAAAGCAGUUCUGAAUUGAAACGCCACCAGCGCAUCCACACAGGAGAGAGACCCUAUAAGUGUCCAGAGUGUGCAAAGAGCUUCAAAAGUUGUUCUGAUUUGAAGCGCCACCAGCGCAUGCACACAGGAGAAAGACCCUAUAAGUGUCCCGAGUGUGGGAAGAGCUUCAGAAGGAAUUCUGAAUUGAAGAGCCAUCAGCACACGCACACAGGGGAGAGACCCUUCAAGUGUCCUGAGUGUGAGAAAAGCUUCAAACGCAGGUCUAAUCUCAACACCCACAAGCACAUCCACAGCGCACACAGGCUGUAGAAGCAUCCCCAGGAUAUGGGGAACCUUCAGAAACAGUUCCAGCCUCAGUAUCUACCAGCACAGCCACACAAGACACAGAGCCUGCAGAGCUUCUGUCAACAGUUUUUGGGCUGGUUCGGCCCAGUUCCGUGACCAGGGGGGUGGAGGGAUUUCAUAAAAUCUGUGCCUCUGGAAAAAAGGGAAACGGGACCCCCCAAAAAAAUUAAAAACAGCGGGAACGACCUGAGGAGAAACAAACUGAUUUACUCAAUGUAGUAUUGGAAUGCAAGAUAACACACCAUAAUACAAUAUAAUAAGAAUUGAAGCUAAUAAAUAAAAUAUAAUGAGAGAGAGCAUGUCCGAAAGGUGGGUAGGCCUCACCACAAUGCUGAGGUGAGAUGCGCAGUCCAGUUGAGCAGCAGGGAGAUGGGAGGAGAGCCGACAAAGAGCAGAUGAAAAAGAGCCCAUCAGGUGACCUUGCCAGGAGCUCUAUCUCCUUCCUGGCCGUGCUGCACAUUGGUUCUACGACUCUUCUCAAAUGCUUUGAACAGCUGGUCACAGCAGCUGUGUGACACCAAGCCUUGUUUGCCUCCAAUAAAGCUACAAA